AUUUUUAGAGGAGAAAAGAAAGUUUCCUUUUUGAAAAGGAUUGUGAAGUAUAUUACAGGUAUAAUGUCCCACCACCAUUAAAGUUAACGCGGAAACCAUAAAAAAGGUUCCUUGAUUUGGAUUGGAUAAGAAACCACCACGUAAAUUCGUGAGUCCAAGUCUCCCCUACAAAACGAAAUGGUCCCAUCAAAACCAUGCCCCAUUUUCUCAUUUCACCAUUUAAUCAUGCCACACUCUUUGCCAAAACAAAUGCCAAAUUUUCCACAUCCAUAGAACACUACUUCACCCCCUCAAUACCUUAAUUUCUGUUCCACCAAUGUCUCCUCCUAAAACCCCAGAUGUCGGUGAACCCAAACAUCCCCUAGAAGAACAUCAUAGACAUGUUGUUCAUCUAGCGUUGGUUUUGACAGCAUGCAUAGUUGGCGUGUUCAUGUUUCUCUUCACCGUCUCCACACUCAUAAGGUACUUUUAUUCCAGGAGAUAUAACCGCAGACCCAAUGGAACAAGAGACACGCCCAUAUUGUUCGAUUUGAACGGAGAUUCUCCCACUGCGAACAACGACGAUGACGUGGCGGCGGACCAAGAUGACGACUUGGCGCCGGUCCACCACGUGUGGUACAUCCGCACCGCCGGUCUCCAACAGUCGCUGAUAGACUCCAUCACCGUCUUCAAAUACAGGAAAAACGAAGGAAUCAUAGACAGCUCCGAAUGUUCCGUGUGCCUCGGGGAGUUCCAACACGACGAAACCCUCAGGUUGUUGCCCAAGUGCAGCCACGCGUUCCACGUGCCUUGCAUUGACACGUGGCUCCGGUCGCACAAAAACUGUCCCCUGUGUCGCGCGCCUGUGGUCCACGAUGAAACUGGAGCCGUCGAUCAGAAUGUUCAGAUUGGUUCACACGUGUCUGUGUCUGAUCAUCAGAAUCAGAACCGUGAGGUUCCGGCGGAGGAUUCUGAUGAUGGGGCUGGAUUAGAAGAUGGUGGUGGUUCUGGUGAGUCCUCCGGUGGAACAGAAACGCAGCCUCUGAGAAGAUCGGUUUCGAUGGAUGUUUCUUCUGCUUCAAAUUCAAUGCUUCGUGAUGUGGGAGUGGAUAUAGACACCCCUUAUGGAGAAAAAGUGAGUUCCAGUAAGAUUCAUAUGAGUAUCACAGAGAAACAUGGAAGUUCAAGUUCAAGUUCAAGUUCAAGUUCAACCACGAUUCACAAGUUGGCUUCAUUUGGACGUGCGUUGCAAAAGGGACCAGUCUCAAUGAGAAGAUCGUUUUCACAUAACAGGAAAUUUUUGUUCUCCACACACUACAGGAGUCAGAGUUCUACUCUUCCAUUGUGAUGAAGGGAUUUUGUGGUGUGUAAUGAAUGUGUUCCUUUACAGACAAAACUAUGCUUCAGAUUUACCCUUAUCAAUAUGCUAAACGUAUAUGGCUGCUAUAGAAGUAUAGUGAUACAAAACAUUAUACGAAAAGUUUGAGAGUUUUGACCACUGUUUUGUCUCAUGCUACAUGCUCUCUUUUUUGUUCUAUAAAAUUUCAGAUGAAACCUUCCCUUCGUGAUCG
This is a messenger RNA of Vigna unguiculata (cowpea), 1550 nucleotides long. RefSeq lists its product as uncharacterized. Gene Ontology annotation, molecular function: transferase activity. Gene Ontology annotation, biological process: protein ubiquitination. Lineage: Eukaryota; Viridiplantae; Streptophyta; Magnoliopsida; Fabales; Fabaceae. The record is from RefSeq and is a predicted model, not a curated record.